AUGCAUUACUUGGAUGAGCAAGUGAAAUCCAUAAAGGAGCUGGGUGAUCAUGUGACCAAUCUGGGAGCCCCACAAAAUGACAUGGCUGUAUACCUCUUUGACAAACACACAUUAGGAGAGUCCCAUGACUGUGCUUUGUCCUGCUUCCUGCCCUCUACUUUUAUCUAUUCUGUUUAUUUGUGA
Messenger RNA from Staurois parvus, 183 nucleotides. Lineage: Eukaryota; Metazoa; Chordata; Amphibia; Anura; Ranidae. The record is from the annotation of a GenBank genome assembly.